AUGCAUUCAUCCAUCGAUUCAGCCCAACGCCUUCAUCCAUCCGUCCAGUCUUCACCUUCAUCCAUAUAUCCAGCCCGCACCUGCAUCCAUAUGUCCAGCCCGCACCUUCAUCCAUAUGUCCAGCCCGCACCUUCAUCCAUAUGUCCAGCCCACACCUUCAUCCAUAUGUCCAGCCCACACCUUCAUCCAUAUGUCCAGCCCAGACCUUCAUCCAUAUGUCCAGCCCGCACCUGCAUCCAUAAAUCCAGCCCACACCUUCAUCCAUAUGUCCAGCCCCCACCUUCAUCCAUCCGUCCAGCCCCCACCAUCAUCCAUAAAUCCAGCCCACACCUUCAUCCAUAUAUCCAGCCCACACCUUCAUCCAUAUGUCCAGCCCUCACCUUCAUCCAUCCGUUCACCCCCACGCUUUCAUCCAUCCGUCCAGCCAACACCUGCAUCCAUCCGUUUACCCCCACGCCUUCAUCCAUCCGUCCAGCCCCCACCUUCAUCCAUCCGUACAGCCCACACCUUCAUCCAGCCAUCCAGUCCUCACCUCCAUCCAUAGAUCCAGCCCCCACCUGCAUCCAUAUGUCCAGCCCACACCUUCAUCCAUCCGUCCAGCCCCCACCUCCAUCCAUCCAUCCAGCCCCCACCUUCAUCCAUCCGUCCAGCCCCCACCUUCAUCCAUCCGUCCAGCCCCCACCUACAUCCAUCCGUUUAACCCCACGCCUUCAUCCAUACGUCCAGCCCACACCUUCAUCCAUCCGUUUACCCCCACGCCUUCAUCAUGCAUCAAUAUUCAUGAUAAUUUUCCCCAUGGAGCCCACACCCUCGCCAGGCUCCGCCUGCUAG
Hyalella azteca is the source of this 831-nucleotide messenger RNA. RefSeq names its product extensin-2-like. The transcript has a single exon. NCBI's taxonomy places the organism in Eukaryota, Metazoa, Arthropoda, Malacostraca, Amphipoda, Hyalellidae. The record is from RefSeq and is a predicted model, not a curated record. The coding region runs from base 1 to 831 and encodes 276 amino acids.